Molecule: messenger RNA, 495 nt
Organism: Linum tenue
Lineage: Eukaryota; Viridiplantae; Streptophyta; Magnoliopsida; Malpighiales; Linaceae
Source: the annotation of a GenBank genome assembly
CUGCUUCUCCACUCGUUCGACUACUACCUCUCCAUCCUCCUGACCUUGGUCACCGUGCCUCCAGGAGUCGAGACCGAUUUCUGCGUCUGCGAUUCCUUCGAGGACCUGGUUUUGUGCGGGUUCGACGAAGCAGAAGGACCCAAUGGCGAAUUCGGCAGAACCUUCUUCAUCUACAAUCCGUUUACGAAGCUCUGGGUCGCCCUGCCUCUCGCUCCGACGAGACCAGAGGGGUACUUUCAGAUGGAGGCGAGGCUGGUUUGUGAACCCCGGCAGUCUAUCGAUCUCGAUCUAGUUGUUUAUUCAGAGUACAGGUUUCGGGUGGUGUGUAUGUAUCUGUUGCGCCAGUCGAUCUAUCUGGACGUGUUCUGCUCCGAGUCCAGAGAAUGGACGAGCAGGGCUCUUGUCCUUGAUGGGUUUCUGAGACUGAGGGAUCCGCAUUUGAUCUCGUGGAAUGGGGAUGUUGGAUCUUCUUUGUGUAAACCGGAAGACACCUGA